UGGCUCGCGCUCCUGACUUCCUGUCUCCGAGCAGAGCCCGGGGCUGAGGGCACCGAACCGGCCCCGCCAGCGGCCGGGCAGAGCUGCGUUCUCCCCCUCGGGGCGGCGGGAGGCGGGCGCCGGGUGGCCCGGGCGCCGCGGAGAGGAUGAACUGGCUGUUCCCCCUGUCCAAGGGCGGCGGCUCCUCCUCGUCCCCCGCGGCCCCGCUCCCCGCCCUCACCAGCCUCCAGCAGCAGAAGCAGCGACAGAUCGAGUCCCUGCGCAGCGCCCAUUCCGCCAUUGCCGAAAUACAGAAAGAUGUGGAAUAUAGGUUGCCAUUCACCAUAAACAACGUGACAAUUAAUAUUAACGUCUUGCUUCCUCCUCAGUUUCCUCAGGAAAAACCGGUGAUCAGUGUUUUCCCACCAAUAAGACAUCACUUAAUGGACAAACAAGGAGUGUAUGUGGCAUGUCCAUUAAUAAGCAAUUUCACAAUGCACUCUGACCUUGGAAAAAUUAUUCAGAGCUUACUGGAUGAGUUUUGGAAGAAUCCUCCAGUUUUGGCUCCUAGCUCAACAUCAUUUCCAUAUCUUUACAGUAAACCAGCUGGAAUGCCUCCUUAUACUCUUCAGGGUUUUCCAUUUCUUCCUCCAUACCCGCCACAAGAAACAAAUAGAUCUAUAGCUUCUGUGCCAGUUGCUGAAUCAGGUUACACUACAGACAAACCCGCUGCUCCGUCCUAUGGCUUGAUCACAGACCUGCCAUUACCUGUUCCAACAACAGAUGCACUAUUACAGGUGGGCCAGAAUGGUUUCACUUACAAGAUGCCUGAUGUUCCUGAUACAUUUCCAGAGCUCUCAGAAUUAAGUAUAUCACAGCUGACAGAUAUGAUUGAGCAAGAGGAUAUUUUGCUGGAACAGUUUGUGAAUCUGCCACAGCUGAAGCAAAUCAUAAUGGAUAAAGAUGACUUAGUGAAAAGCAUUGAAGAGUUAGCAAAAAAAAAUUUACUGUUGGAACCCAGUCUAGAGGCAAAAAGGCAAACAGUGCUGGAUAAAUAUGAACAGCUUACUCAGAUGAAAGCCACCAUUGAAAAGAAGAUGCAAAGGCAGCAUGAGCUUAGUGAGAGUUGCAGUCCCAGUGCUUUGCAGGCCAGACUGAAAGUAGCUGCUCAUGAAGCCGAAGAGGAGUCUGACACUAUUGCAGAAGAUUUCUUGGAAGGAAAAAUGGAAAUAGAUGACUUUCUUAGUAGCUUCAUGGAAAAGAGAACAAUUUGCCACUGUAGAAGAGCCAAAGAGGAGAAACUUCAACAGGCAAUAACAAUGCACAGCCAAUUUCAUGCUCCACUAUAGACUUUCCUGCAAACUAGACCUGCCAAGAGAAGAGUGAACAAACCCAAUAAAGCACAUUUUCUAACACCUAUUUGCAAAUAAGCAUUUCAUCAUAAAUGGUUGUAUUUAUAGAACAGAUUGUAUACAGUGCUGAGACUGUUUUGUACAAAUUAGAAUGACUCUUUAUAUUCUCAUUUUAUUCAAGAAAUCCUUCUAUUGCAAUCUUUGCACUAAUAUUUCUUGUAUUUAUUGUUGAUAGUCCUUACCAUAUUUAAGUUCCUGCUGCUAUCCUGCCAUUCUUUAGAGAUUAAAUAUCUAAAUGUGUAACUUUGGCUAGCUUUGUACAUUUUAUAAAACAUAAUUCAUACCUUUUGUAUUUUGAAUUUGAAACAUUUGCUUGGGUUAUUUUAUGAAGACUCUUGAAGAUGGUGAACUUUGUGGGGAGGAGAUUGGUAACGCUUUUUAUAAUUGUCAGUGAAAUAUCAGACUUCCCUUCCUUGAUGCCAAAAAUGUUCAAUGCCAGUUUAUUUUUAUUUCAAAUAAUAUCAUACUAAAUGUUCCUGCAUCCUGUUGGAUAAGUAGAAUCAGUUUAAGGAACGGAUGCUUUGGAAAAAUAUUAUAUCAGCAGUCUGUAAAUAUACUAUCUAUUAUACUAAGAGUACAAAUGGACUCUUCAUUCUGAAGUGACAGGGCACCCACCACUGAAACUAGCUACAGAGUUUUCAACCAGACAUCAUCUUUCAUUUUAAGCAAAACCAAAGGAAUUUGUUGUUGCACAAUAUAAAAAAAAAAAAAAAAACCAGGCCACCUUUUUAUAUAGUUUUUGUGGUGUUUAGUGUCUUUCAUCUGAGGAACUCAAAGCACUUUACAAGCUUUAAUUUAAUUCUCAAGUCCCUUGUGAGGUGGUAGUUACCUGGAUUCAAUAUACAAGGAAACUGACUUUUCAGUAGCUGUGCAGUGAGUCAUGAUCAGGGCCAUGAAUAGAACUCUUAUCUGGUGAGAUCUAGAUCUUUGUCCUUUGAUCACUAGACCUGUUUGUCAGGUGCACUUCCUUUUAGGGGAGGGGAUAUAUAUUUAAUAUGCACGAACUGCAAAUUACAAACAAAGGCCCCAUGAUGUUCUACAGGUGAAAAAUGCAACCCUAAGUACAUUUAAAAAAAAUUUCUAGUCUGUCUUGCCACUGAACUGAGUCAUGAAGUGAAAGUACAGAUUCUAGACAAAUAGAUACAUUUGCUACGUCCUGAAUUUUGGGAUAGAUUUAGUUACUGCAGUUCUCUGUUUUAUUUCUAUCAUAGUUGUAACUUUCUUCAGGAAUCUUGAUAUUGUUCUCUCUCUUCCCCACACUUCUUCUGACAAGGUGAAGAGAAGCAGGGUGGAAAUGCAUUAGACUUUCUGAAAAGAGAACUUUUUUCAUGAUCUUGAGUCUGCAGCAACACUACUUAAUCCUGUCAAAUCUGACAAGCUAAACAGGGUUAGACUAGGUCAGUACUUAAAGGUUUCCUACCAGUAGGUGUCACUCUAACCUCUAAGUCAGGACUGAAUUGAAUGCCCCCAGCAUUGUGUUAAUAAAGCCCCUGUGUUUCUGGAAAUGCUGUUUUUUUGGGCUUGAGGUAAAAGUUAAAUCUGACUCUUUGUAGUCACUAAAGAUCCAUUAGCACUUCUUACAAGUGUAGGAAUAUUAACCCAUAUAUGCUGCCCAAAUUUCAAAUGGGGUAAUAUUCUUUUUACCUAAAAUUACAUUGAUGGGUGCUUUUUUAAUUCAUAUAGUUACCUGGCAGUUUUAUUUAGGAAAACUUAUCUCUGUGCUUUGUACUGUGGUGUGCUGUUUUAAACAGCUGCUGAAUACGGUGGUGGGCAAAGUGAUCCCUGAGAAUAGUUUCAGUUUGUAAACCAGAUAGAGAUCUUGCAGGAUGCGCAAGUAAGAGACUAUAUGGUGAUUAUAUUCUUUGUACCAAUUAAAGCAUUACCCUUAAAGAUGACUUGUACAUUUUAAUCCUCAGACAUUUGAACAUUAAAAUGUACAGCUGGGAGAAGUUUUGCCUCAAAUAUUUUUUUUUUGCUGAAAAAUGAAGAUUUGGAUCAGCUAAAACAAUUGGUGAAUUUGGAUUGAUCAGUUGGGAAGGGGCACCCAUCAGAGAUGUUGAAACAGUUCACUUCAGCAUUUCUGGAAGUUAAAUGAUUCAACUUUUGUUUAAGAAAAAUAUUUUUUUAAUUUCCCUCAAUUUUAUUUUUAAAAACCCUCACUAAACUUAAAUGUUUUGGAUUGACACGCUACUUUUUUUUAUAUUAGUUUGCCAAUAAUUUCAAAACAUUUUUGUUUCAGGCUGACCUGAAACUUUUUUUUUUUUUUUUUGCACCCGCACCAAAUAUUAUGUUCUUUUGUAGCCCUCAGAGUAUUUUCUGCACACUGAUUAAUUAAAGUAUGUGGGUGUGGCUUUCAAAACAAUAAGUAGGUCACAUUUUCCCUCUUCCCUUCCCUUGUAGUGCAUGUACAGUAAGUAGAUUUACUGCAACUCCACUCUGAAAUAGCUGUCCCAUUGAGAGUGCUGGAACAUGGAGGCUGCUGUUGGGCCUAUGGAAAGUCUGUUUUCUAUAAUAUUGCAUGUUCUAGGCCUAAUGAAACUUUAGGAAACGUGUAAUUUAGUAUUAGAGAAGACAGACAGACUAAUGCCUGUUGACCGCCUGUACUGCAUAGCCUCACACUUCGUGCCAAAGUGCAUACAAAUGUAUUACACCAAGUGAAAAAUAGUGAUGUUCUUUAAUUUGCAAACUAGGAACAGAAGACCUAAUUUGUCAUCGGUAUUCCUCUACUUUAGUUGGUUACUUCUGUACUGCAGUAACUGGUUUAAUUUCUCUGCUGCUGUUUAAUGGUAACUAUCUUAUAUUAACUUCUAUCUCAGCAGUAAUAUUUUUUGUAUUUAAUGUAAAUCUCUAUCCUUCUCCUUUGGAUCAACUGACUGCUGAAAUGCAGAGCUGAAUUCUCUGUGUAGGGGUCAUAACACUUCAUACAUUGAAAAGAUUUCUUCCACCUGCAGUAUAAAGUAGUGGAGUCAAAUACUUUCCUUUGGGAAUGUCUCGUAUAAAACUAUAGCUGGCCGACAAGAUCUCCCACUGGGAUUACACACUCUUGAAAGGGGCCAUUUUAACAUCUGCCAUAUACUUCCCAAUCUGUUUCACAUUCUUUUAUUCUAAAGUGAGGUUGAUAACUAUCAAAUUUCAACUCUAUCCACCAGCACUAUGAGCAACAGACUUUAUUAAAUAUAAGCAGAUUGUAAGUUACUAGCUGGGUCAGUUGCAUAACCAUAUUAUAAACAGGUUGGGAAUUAAUCACAUGGUUUUUUGCUCUUCAGAUGCUCCUAUAGCUGUACCACUUUGGACCUUGGCCAAAUACAAGUUAGAAACAGGGCAAGCAACAGUUUCUUACCAGUCUUCAUUACUGCUUCCUUUUAAAGACUUGGGAAUAUCUCCCAUAAGGCUCAAAAGUAAGUCUGACUAUAAACCUUGGGGGAGAAAGUUUAAGGUAGUUGUGUAUAUGUACCUGACUGACUAGUGUACAUUGUAAUAUGUGAAACUCUAUGAAUAAAGCUUUUUAAAAUAA
Molecule: messenger RNA, 4905 nt
Organism: Mauremys reevesii (Reeves's turtle)
Lineage: Eukaryota; Metazoa; Chordata; Testudines; Geoemydidae
Gene: VPS37A
Product: VPS37A subunit of ESCRT-I
Exons: 12
Coding region: 147-1328 (393 amino acids)
Biological process (GO): protein targeting to vacuole; protein targeting to membrane; ubiquitin-dependent protein catabolic process via the multivesicular body sorting pathway
Cellular component (GO): ESCRT I complex
Source: RefSeq, a predicted model, not a curated record